This is a messenger RNA of Triplophysa dalaica, 3001 nucleotides long. It is a transcript of the gene neurod4, whose product is annotated as neuronal differentiation 4. The record is from RefSeq and is a predicted model, not a curated record. The transcript is spliced from 2 exons. Bases 1195 to 2241 code for a protein of 348 amino acids. Lineage: Eukaryota; Metazoa; Chordata; Actinopteri; Cypriniformes; Nemacheilidae. Gene Ontology annotation, biological process: nervous system development; regulation of DNA-templated transcription. Gene Ontology annotation, molecular function: protein dimerization activity.
CGAUCAUUAAAGACUUUUAUGCUGAUAAGGAAAAGGCACAACAGACGAGCAAACAAAACAAGAUGCAUGCUUGACAAGAGAAAGACUGAAAUGAAGAGGAAUUUGACAAUGCAUGGAAAAAGGACAAUAAACAAUAUCCCUUGUAUUGUAAAGAUAUAACGGUAGGUCAUUCUUUUAAAGAUGCCAACUAAAUUUAAUGAGCCCAACGGAUCAGCGCACAAAGAAACACUGCACCGGCCAUCAAUAUUAAUGUAAUGCCACGGCUAUUUUUUGCAGUCUAUUCAGGCUGUGGCAGACUAAAUGACCACAGAAAUCUUAUCCAUCCACCUUAAGUCAAUAGAAUAUUCAGCAGGGACCUUUUACUCGUUUUAAAAGGCUUGUGAAAUAUUUAGACACAUUAAGUAGCUAUUUAACACGAGUUGGGACUAACUUUAUGGGACCAAAGAGACCACCAUUUAACUAGUUUUAAAUUUUAGUACAAAGUGCUUGAACUGUGGGUAUAAAUAAACCUAUUAACGGUCUCUGAUCCAAAAAGAAUUUGCUAGAACUGCAAGUUAUCCGUCGGGACAGGCCUUUCCAAAAUACUCCUGCUCAGUAAUGGUUUUCCUGCUCAAUGGAAUGUAGCUGUUCCCUCGCAUGGCUGGAAUUGCGUCUUUGACCAUAUAUGGUAUGAGAGGAAAGCGGCCAGCACUUCGUCAACUUCCUUUGCCUAAACAUACCAAAAAAUUACCCAAAACGUACCUGCCAUUAAAAAUGUCACCAAACAGAUAAACACACAUUUCACAACUCUACGUUUUCUAGUUUCUAGGUCUUAUUUAGGUCGAGAUGUUUUAAACUCCACGCUCUAUUGUUUGCACACGUUCAACACUUCCUGACUGGGACACACCCUCUACAGAUAUGACGGUCAAUUUGCUCUAGAGACAAAACACAAAACUAGGCCUAUAAGUGCUGUUAUAAAUCUCCAAACCCAAAAUGUUUAUAAACUCCUGUUAAUUCCCCAACACACACUUCAAAUGAAGGAUGCAGGUGAGGUUAGACCGGACACAAACAGACUAGUUUGCGGUCCAAAACGUCAUGCAAACCCAAUAACAUGAGAAAGGAUUCGAGAGCACUCACCGUGUAUUUGCUCCAAGUUAAACUCAAUCUGGAGACGACAUACAACAAUCGCAAAGGGAAAACAACACAAAGUUUACAAUGAUGACCAAACCUUAUGGCAAGCCAGGGGAUGUGACUGAGCUGGUCAGCUCUCUUGGAUGGAUGGAGGAGGACCUCAGCUCACAGGAUGGAGACCGGACACCUGAAAUAGGAGGUCGCUAUAUGCUAAAUAGUAGGGGACAGAUGGAACUUGGCAGUGAGGAUAUGGAGGAAGAGGAGGGUGAUGAAGAUGAAGAAAUGGGUCUUGAUGGAGAGAACGCACCCAAGCGGAGAGGUCCUAAAAAGAAGAAAAUGACCAAAGCCAGGCAGGAACGGUUCGUUGUUCGCCGUGUCAAAGCCAACGCCAGGGAACGUUCACGCAUGCACGGGCUGAAUGAUGCAUUGGACAGCUUGCGGCGCGUCAUGCCUUGUUACUCAAAGACCCAGAAGCUCUCCAAAAUUGAGACUCUGCGGCUGGCCCGCAACUACAUCUGGGCACUGUCUGAGGUUCUGGAGAGCGACCAGUCACCUGAGAGCCACGGUUUUGUGGAGAUGCUAUGCAAGGGGCUUUCACAACCUACCAGCAACUUAGUGGCUGGGUGCCUCCAACUGGGACCUUCAACAAUGAUGCUUAAUAAACUGGAUGAAAAGUGCGGCAUAUCAGGAGCAGGUGGUCAGCAGGGCCACCCCAUUAGCUAUCCCUCACCGGGGCUGCCCAGCCCACCCUAUGGCUCAUUGGAGGCCUCACACUUGCUACAUCUUAAGGGUUUCAAGGGGGUUGCCUACGAGAACUUCUCACCCAACGAAUGCAGCAGUGGCACACCACCUUAUGACGGGCCUCUCACACCACCUCUUAGCAUCAGUGGCAACUUCGCAGUAAAGCAGGAGCCCUCACCACGCGAGACAGAGAGGAACUUUACACCCCACGCCGCCCACUAUCUUUCCUCCCACCCUUACCCACCGUCUACCUUGGCAGGUCUUCCAGCUCCUCAGGUUCACACACUCUUCCAAGGUUCCCGGUACGAGCUUCCUUUAGACAUGGCUUUCGAACCGUUUCCCCCGUCACACAUGGUGACAUCACAGAUAAGCACCAUUUACAGUGAAUGAACAAAUGACCACCAGAGACAUUCAGCAAAUCUGCCUCCUGCUCCUCAGCGUGCCUCCAGGGGCCCAGCACAUUUAAGGAGAUACUUUGCAUGUAUCCUGUCUGAUCCAUUAACAGACCAUAUAGUGAUCACCAAGAGAAACAUACAGUUUCUGAAUCUUAACCUACCCGUGGCAAUUGAAGUUCUGAGAAUGAGAUGCAUAUUUUCGUUAAUUUAUUCUUGUAUUGUCAUGAUUAAGUUUGUUACUAUUUUAAUUGUAAUUUGUUUUCUGUAUAAAUGUGAUGUUCUCCCCAAAUAGAAAGGUUUUUUUGCACAUGGCAUAAAAACGCAGCAAAUAGACAUAGAUAAACGGUACCUAUAGCGAGAUAUUGGAAGGUUUGAAAAGAAUCGCAUGAACAGUUGUUUUUAGAACCCUGUUCAAGCAUAUGCUGGUUUUGAUAUGUUUUCCCGAUAUAAACAACAGAAUGAAAGGAAUAGAAAAAAAAUAUAGCACAAUUCUACUGGCGUAACAUUUAUUUAUGACUGUAUUUAAUAUUUAUUUUGAUGACAAUUGUACAUGUUUUAAAGCAAUUUGUCAGCACAAUUCUUUAGUUUUGGUACACUGCCAGUCAUUGCUACCAAUAUCAAAAUAUCUUAUUUAUUUAUUGGUUUUCUUUCUGUUUAAUGUAUUUUUGCCAUUCUCCACAAUAUUUGUAAUUUUGCUCAAGCAUUUGUAAAUAUUUACCUGUUUCGCACUUAAUAAAAUGAAUAUUCUUAUACAA